GAAAAAUAAGUUAGUUUACUACUGGCAACCCGACUUUUGACAAUUGUGGAUAAUCAAUAUAUUUGUUAUUACCAAAGUAAUUACUUUCAUGGUAUAUUUGUAUUAGUGAAUAGAAAUAAGUAAAAAUGCAAACUAGUACAAUGCGCCGCAAGGCCAGCAUAGCUCAGCUGAGCUAUUUGGCUGAGUACAUGAAAAGCCAUAGUGAGAUGGCAUCGAGCAUCAGCCAUAGUCUCCAAGAGCGAGCUAAUUUGGAAACAUUAUGGGAGAAUCUUACCGCAAAGCUAAAUUCUUUGGGGGGGCCAACUAGAACAGUGGCUAAAUGGAAACAGACCUGGCGAGAUUUACGAAAUAACGUCAAAAGGAAGGGAUAUCAUAACAAAAGAGAAUAUCAGGGGUGUGGUCCUGGUAGCACCGAUAAUGGACCUCCGACAAUAAAAAAGGUUUCACAGGUGGAUGAGCAAGUGCUCUCCAUAACGGGCUCCAUGGCUGUCCAUGGUAUGGAAGAGGUUGCCUGUACAGAACCUAUUCUACCUGACGCAAAAUUGACUGGACUGAAAUUGCCGCAACCUUCACUACCUGCUUACCAGGAGAAACAACUAACACCACAAACUGUUGAACAGGAUUUUACAUUUGCUGACCAGAUGACAUCAACAUUGGCCCAGCCUAAAAUAUUUGUCAGUUCACUGCCAGUGCUGCCUGAGCCUUCCCUUCAACAUGCACCAUCACCAAUAAAAAAGCGUAGACGUAUUGUUAAGAGACAGGAUAGUUUUGAUAGUAAACUGCUUCGAAUAGAAGAAGAAAAAUUAAGAAUUAAAAAAGAGAAGAAUGAAAUUUUACACAGGAUGGUGAGUGUUUUAGAAGAUAUUGCCAAUAAAUUAAAAUGAAAUAAAUAUACUUUGAUUUAAAC
Manduca sexta (tobacco hornworm) is the source of this 907-nucleotide messenger RNA. RefSeq lists its product as uncharacterized. The transcript is spliced from 6 exons. The record is from RefSeq and is a predicted model, not a curated record. Lineage: Eukaryota; Metazoa; Arthropoda; Insecta; Lepidoptera; Sphingidae. The coding region runs from base 126 to 884 and encodes 252 amino acids.